Molecule: messenger RNA, 8077 nt
Organism: Scylla paramamosain (green mud crab)
Lineage: Eukaryota; Metazoa; Arthropoda; Malacostraca; Decapoda; Portunidae
Product: GRIP and coiled-coil domain-containing protein 2-like
Exons: 23
Coding region: 308-6316 (2002 amino acids)
Source: RefSeq, a predicted model, not a curated record
CAGAAUUUUUUUUUUCUUUUUUUUUUUUUUUUUUGUGUGUGUGUGUGUGUAACCACGCCUACACAGUGGCUGCCAAGGCUUACCCAUGAGUUAAACCUUCUUUAGUUGGUAAUGAGGAAGGCGUGGGCUCUAGCAGUGGACACCCGAAGGCAGCAGUGGGUGAAAACAAGCAAAAUAAAGAAAAGUUUGGCUGUGAGAAGGUGCCAGACAGCCAGCCAUAGUGACGAGGAGGCAGGAAGGUAGCACCACCACAGGGAAGUCAGUCAACUGCCCAGUACCUCAAGGUACCACGUUGCCUGUGAUUGAGAUGUCAGGUGAAUCGGCUUUGGAAGAAGAUGAUUGGGAGAAACAUGGUGGUGUUAGCAGUGGAGAGCAGAGAGAGGGAAGCAAGCCAGGGACUGGAGGAAGCCUGGACAAACUCACGAGGGAAGAGUUGGUUACCAAAUGCCGGCAACUCUUGACACUGGCACAAAAGGCCAAGGCUGCCAAAGAUGAAUGUGUGGCUGAGCUGAGACAUGUGAAGCCAGCAGCCGAACGGUGUGAGGUGGCGGAGGGACGAGUGCAGCAGGCAGAGUCGCAGGCUGAGGCAUUGCAGGAAAUGGUGGCCAACCUUACAGAGGGCAAAGUGGCUCUUACUACCAAGAUUGAGAGUUUGCAGCGACAGUUCAAGCUGGCUUCCAGUGAAGUUGAUUCCUUGCAAGCAGUAGAGAGUGAAUUGUUGAAAGAGAGAAAUCAGCUGCAAGCCAAAAAUGCUGAACUUAGUGAGGAGCAAAAGAAAAAUAUUGUCAAAGUGAAGGAACUUGAGACCUCUGUUAGGAAAGCAGAAUUGUUGGAAAGAACAUGGGCACAAGAAAAGCAGAAUCUGGAGGAGAAAUUAGAAAACUUUCAAGCACAGAUUGGACAAAUUGAUGUUCUGAAGGCUAAGUGUAAGAAACUUUUGGGUGAAAAAAAUUCACUUGAGGAGGAAGUUCAGAAGCAACAGAAUCAGGUGGCCAAGUACUCAAAGUUGCAGGGUGAAGUGACUGCUCUAAGGGAAGAGAAGAAGGCAACAGACAUUGUGCUACAGAGUACCAAGAAGGAAAAGCAAGACCUAGAAGAAAAGCUGAAAAGCCUCGAGUGUGAAGUGUUACACAUCAAGAAAGUGAAGGAAGAAGGAGAUGAAAAUGCACAUGCAAGUGAUAUGAAGGUUAAGGACUUGGAGGAGAAGAUAACAUUGCAAGAAAAAUCUCUUAAGGAAAGUGAAAAAUGCAUUUCAGAAUUACAGGAAAAGUUGCAGAGGCUAGGGGAAGAAAAAAUCCAACUAGAGAACAAUAUGAACCAGAGAGAAAAGGAGGAAGAAGAAGAAAUUGAAAGUCUGAGACAAGAGCUAAGCACUGAGAAAGAGAACAGCCAAAAACUGAUGCAACAAAUUAAGGGAUUAGAAGUACAGGAAGAUACAAGAGCAAGUUAUUCCUUGGAAAUGGAAGAUCUGCAGGAAAGUCUUAAGAAAAUGAAGGAUCAGUUGGAUGAGAAAGAUUCAGAACUGGUUAUGUUGAGAGAAGAGAAGUCAUGUAUUAUAAAGGACGUUAAAGAUAUCAAAGCAAGAGAGGAAUUGUUACAACAGCAAAAAAGAGAGAUAGAAAAUAAGCUUGAAUUGUCAGCUAAAAACUUAAAUGAAAUCAAGGAAGAAUUAAACAUUACAAAAAAUGAGAAGACUAAUCUAAAUGAAAAAUUAAAAGAAACUGAGAUUGAGAAUAUGAGCCUGACUGAAGACAUGAAGAAGAUCAGAAUUGAAUGCACUGAUCUUCAGCAGUGUAGAGAACUAUCUGAAGAAUUAACUGCAAAAGUCAGUCAACUUAAUAUUAAUAUACAGCAAUCUAGUGAAGAAAUUUCAAAACUACAUGAAGUUAAUGAACAGCUUAAACAAACAAUAUCUCAGUUACAGAAAAACAUCAAAACUUUAGAGGAGGAAAAUGUAAAAUUAAAAGGUGAUCUUUCUCAGGCUGUGAGUGAAUCUGAAAAGAAUAUAGAUGGUGCCAAAGAGGAACAGCAUAAGGCUGACCAAUUGGCUGUACACAUAAAGAAAAUGGAAGCAGAAAAUGAGGAAUUAAAAAUUAAAGUUGAGAAACUGAUGACUGAGGCAGAUGAGUUGAAACAAACACUGAAGAAGGUGCAAGACUGUGGAGAAUGGCUAAUCAGGGAAUGUCAAGAGACCUAUCCUUUGUUGAGCCAGAAUGUUUUGCCCAUUGAUCAUGGGGAGGGAAGUGAUGUUCCAGAUCAGAUGGAAAGUGUAAAAAAGCUUAUAGAAUCUGUUAAGAAAGCAAAAGAGGCUUCACAGUAUACAGAUAAUGUCAAAAACUUAAAACAAGUGUUGAAUCAGCUUCAUCAUCACAGCACUAGUUUGCUUAGAGUAAGAGAUGCAUCCACCUGUGAAGCCACAUCUGCAAGCAUCAAGGAAUUAAUGGGCUGCCUUCUGAGCCUGCACAAAACCAUGACAUUGGUCUGGGAUGUGGAGGAGAAUAAUCAGCUGGAAGAAGACUGUACUCAGGCUGCCUCUGCCUUCAGCAAACUAUGUGUACAGUUAGGGAUGGACACUGAGAAACUGGAGCAGUUGACUACAGCAUUGGAGAAAUUGAAGGAAGAGCUAGAGCACAAGGAGGCCAAGGCACGGGAGGAACACCAAGCUCUAAGUACAAAAUAUGAAGAAAUGAUACAAGAAAAACUGAAACAGGUGGAACAUCUACAUGAAACUAUUGCAGAGUAUGAGAAAGAUAAGAAUGAAUUAGUUAGCUCAUUGCAUGAGGAGCAAGCAAAGUCUGUUAAACACAAGGAAAAAAUAUCUAAUUUGGAGGCAGAGUUGCAGGCUUUGAAAAUUAAGGAGAUUGAGCUGAUAAGGCAGAUAGAUGAAAAUAAAGAAAAAGGGAAAGCUGUCAGUGAUAUAAGUCAAAAGCUAAGUUCUCUUGAGGUGGAGAAACAAACUCUGAAGUGUAAAUGGGAUGAGUGUGUUGCAGAAAAUGUUAACCUAAAACAAUCAUUGACUAAACGGGAGGAGGAUUUGCAGUGUUUAUGUCAAGAAAAACAAAAUCUUGAAUCUACCAUAAGCAAUCAAGUAAAGGAAAUAGAGGAUUUUAGAGCAACUGUGAAAGACUUGAAUGAACAGAGCAUUAGGAGUCAGGAAAAUAUGAGCUCAGAAAAAACAGACUUGGAAAAACAAAUUUUUAGAAUCUCAGAGGAAAGACUUGCGCUAGAAAGAGAAUUUGAUGCUUUAGCCACAAAUAAGAAACUAGCAGAAGAAAACCUAGUGAAAGAGAGGAAAAUAUUGGAAGAAAGGAUAGAAAUACUAAAUCAAGAACAAGAGAGUACAAUAAAAGCUUCAGAAAGCUUGAGAGAUGAAAAUAAUAGUCUGCAAGGAAAAGUAGAAGAGCUUGGAACACAAGUGGAAAAUUUGCAAAAAGAAGUUAGCCAUUUGCAAGAAGAAAUGCAGAAGACUGAGGAGAAAAUUCAGGCUAUGAGCUGUGAAAAGGAUUCUUGCGAAAAGGCGCUGAAGGAAGCAGAGAAUCAGAAGCAGCAGCUGGAUACCUCCUUGAAGGCCUCAGUCCAUCGGUGUGAAGAGCUCCUGGAGGAACUGAACCAGAUGAACAAGGCUCUGAGGGAACGAGGGGAAAGGAUAUCCCGGCUAGAGGCUGCUCACCAGGAGAAGAGUGGAGAGCUGGAGACCACUGCUGCUCUCUUGAAGGAACUACAGAGCAAGAUGAUGAGCAGUGAAGCUGAGCUUGCAAGUAAACAGGAGCAACUUGAAACUAUCACUGAACAGUUGCAGUCAGUUGGCCCAGGUACUGCUCCCCCACAGGCUCCAGACACCAGUGCUCAGCAGAUCACCAAACUGGAGGAAAAAAUCAGGGAGCUGGAAUUGGAGAGGAAUAAUUUGAAGAAGGCUGUGCGGCUCCUGGAGAAUGAGGGAUCAGGAGGGCGUGAAGGAGGAAGUGGAGGACAGGAUGCACAGAGUGAGGUCCUGAGUACCAGCACCAUCAGCCGGGCAGAUGACUCCCAGCGUAUGAAGGAGCUUGAGGACACCUUUGAGGAACGAUACAUGAGGCUGAAGAGUGUAGCCAUCAAACUCAAGAAGCGUGUGGCUGAGUUGACGUCACAGCUAAAUGCCUCUGAGGAAGCUCGCAACAAGGCAACUGCUGAAAGGCAAGAGGGUGGCACUAAGGAGAGCAUGAAGGUUGCCUCCAAGACCAUACAGGCAUUGCAAGGUGAGAUUGACAGACUGCAAGAUGAGAUUGACAGUAAGAAAAAAGAGAUGAAAGAACAAGGGAAACAGCUGUGUGCUGCAGCUGAACAAUUAUCAAAUGUCCGAUCUGAACUGGCAGCACGACAGGAGGAGAAUGUUGUUCUAACAAGAACUGUUAAGAACCUUGAAGAAACCAUCUCAAGCCAAGAGGAUGCAGCCACCAGCCUGCAGGGACAGGUUGCUGCACUAGAAAAACGAUUGGUGGCAGAGGUAGAAAAGCAGCAAGUAGUUGAAGAACGGAGAAAGAAAAUGGAAGAAAGGAUGGAAGAGGAAAAGCAAAGAGCAUCCCAGUUUGUGAAACAGCUGGAGGAGGCCAAGCAGGAGGUCAAAACAAAAGCUCUGUUGGAUCUGGAGAUGCGAGACUACGAGCUGACAGUGGAGGAGCUGAAUGGUCAGUUGGCAGAGAAAAAUUCACGCAUCACAAGCUUGGAAUCUGAAGUGGAGCGAGAGAGAGAGCGGUGCAGCAGCCUUCAGGAGCAGCUGGCUCACCUCACCACGCAGGAAGCCACAGAGAGGGAGAGAGCAGAGAAAAUGAAGAAACUGCUAUUGGACCAAAAGACGGAGUUACUUGAGCUGCGUCAGAUUCAGGAGAAGGAAAGUUCUGCCCGUCAGUUGGACCGCUCAUCCAUGGAACGGCUGACUCAGGAGGUGGAGAAACAAAAACUGAUGGUAGCAGAAAUUAGUAGUGAAAAAACUAAAUAUGAAGACUUAUUGAGGCACACAAAGUCAACUAUGGAAAGACAGGUAGAAGUGCUGGAAGAACAAGUGUCCCACCACAAGGAAGAGGCUCAACAACUGAUGGCUGAGAGAAAUUCUUUACACAAUGAAUUUGAAAGUUAUAAAGUGAGAGCUGCGAGUGUGCUGCGGCAAAAGAAGCGUCCAUCAGAGGUCAGCGUGGAGGACCUGCAGUCAGAGAAAGACCAGCUUCAGUCUGAGUGUGCUGCUGCUCAGCUCAAACUGCAGCAGCUACAAUCUGACUUUUCUGCUAUUAAGGCUGAGAACAGCUUCCUGCAGUCUGAAAAAGAGGGAAUGUCCAGACAGUUAGUUUCACUAUCAGAGGACUUGACCAGGAAGGAGAAAUUUUACCAACAGAAAAUGUCAAAUCUUGAAAGUAAGAUGGAAGCUGAGAUUAAGGAAUACCAGUCAGUCAUAUCCAACCUGUCUGCCCAGAAUGAAACACAGAAUUUGAACUUUAAGAAACAGUUUGAAAGUCUGAGGCAGACUCAUAGUCGUGAGGUAGAGGAACUCAGUGCCAAGCUGGAGGAGGCUGAGGAGAAACUGUGGAACCAGAAGAACUCUGUUAGUGGGUCAGCACCAGUGGUUACUGCCAGUCUAACCCCUGGAGCCCCACCUGCCCUUCCACAGUCUCUUCGGCCUGAGGUGGAGCAUGUAGCUGGUGCAGCACCCAGUGGUCUGACCCACCGCCGCCAACCCAGCCAUGGAUAUGAGGAGUCCAGGAUUGAUGUCUCCAACAUGGUCAGAGAGGAAGGGGAGGGUUCUGAGUGGGUAGAGCCAGUGCAGAGAUCUCCAGGUAAAGGUGGGAACUAUAGCCCUCCACCUUUAGAGCAGCUGAUUAGUUCCCCAUUACCUCCUGCCCCAUCACUCCCCCAAGAUGACCAGCUGAGCAUCACCAGUGCUGCCACAGAUGCAGCUAAUAGGGAGCUGACCAGGCUAGAAGCUAAGGUAAAUGCUGCAGAGAUGAGGAUCACACAGCUGACCUCUUUGCUGCAUGAGUCUGAGGCAGAGAAUGCUAAGCUCUCCCAGCUAUCUGAUGCCCUUAAGGAAGAGAUCAGAAGGUCUGCCAGAAAUGAGGACAGAGAAAAACACAUGGAAAACAUGGAAUAUAUGAAGAAUGUUAUCCUCAAGUUUUUGCUGCUGGGGAAUGGAGAGGAGAGAAAACACCUAAUCCCUGUGUUGAAGACAGUCCUGCAGCUUUCCCCUCAGGAGACCUCUCAACUGGAACACAUUGCCACAGGUGAGGAAGGUGAUGGUGCAGGGAGAGGAGGAUGGGGAAAUUACCUUCACCUGUGGUCAAGCCGAUAGUUCCUGUUGUCCAAUCUUCCUGGGCAGAGAAGCAGAGAUUGACGAAGUGUGAUAUUUGGUGAUAAUACAGUGAUUGGGCAGCACUUGGAUCCCCAGUAGUUGGAGCUGUGGUGCCUCUGGAAGUUGAAAAUGCCCAUACGAGUAUGUAGGUACAUCAACCUACCUUCCUUCAUACCUGUUCUGUCCAAGGUGUGAGGUGAUGGUACAUUACAUUUGAUAUACAGGUAGCACCUUUACACUCAGAUUCACAGGUGUUUGUAUCUCCAACUCUCUGAUAACUAGUAGUGUACUUGUGGCCUCCCUGUUGACAAACAGUGUCCAGUCAUGCUCAUUGUCAGAAGAGAAACAUUCCUGUUGCCUGCAAGUUUGUGGGUAAUUCCAUUUUUUUUGUGAUGACCUUGAGUUUCUGAGUAUUAUAAUAGAUGAGAGGAGACUACAAGAUUAAAGUAGUAGUAAUAGUUCAGUAGAAAUCUUGUGUUAUCCCAUCAUCCAUUCAUGCAGAAACACAUUGGUCUUUACAGACUUAGUUUGAUAUUUUUCUGCUUCACCUAGCAGCAAAAUGAAUUUUUCUUAUAGAAGAGGAGACACUGCCAACCUUUCCACUCUCCAGGUAGUGAUGGGAUCCUUAGGUGUGGUGCUUGUUUGCUUCUUGAGAUGCAGUGAUUCUCUUAGUCAAGGGUUAAGAAAUGGCUGUCAAAUAAGAAAUAUUUCCUGCCUUGUAAAUUUUGAAUAGGCAAGUUUGUGUUCAGGACAUUUACAUAUAUCUUAGCUGCCUUCCUUUAUUUGGUUAACUAUCUGGAUGCUAUUACUCUUGUAAAAAGGGAUAUAGAUCCUAUCUUCACAUCCACUUUUACAGAAAUAUUUGAUAUUCACAAGAUUUUCCAUUUACAGUUGCAUCUAUUUGAUUAUUAAUGUUUAAGUGACAUUGAAAGGCAAUCCAUCCCUGUAUAGAAUGUAAAACUUUGAGGCCAAAGAGAGAGAGAGAGAGAGAGAGAGAGGCUGUAGAUAACUGUACAAAAUAUUUGUCGGGGAAAAAAUGUACAUUUUAUUGCAGUGUUUGCAGCAAUUUUAUAUAAUAUAUUUAUUAAUCAACUUAUUUGCGUGAGUUUCUUUGGUCAGAUUAAUGGAUUGCCUCUAGUAAACUGCUGCUGAAUAGCGAGAAACGACUGAAUAAAUAAAUAAAUAGUAAUUAUAUAUAUAUAUAUAUAUAUAUAUAUAUAUAUAUAUAUAUAUAUAUAUAUAUAUAUAUAUAUAUAUAUAUAUAUAUAUAUAUAUAUAUAUAUAUGUAUCGAAUGUACGUCGUGUGCGAACCCGCAUGUAAUUGCCAAGCAGCAAGCAGUUUGCUUUCAAGAAAGAGAUAGGACCAACACCUUAUGCUUAAACACACACACACACACACACACAUUGUUCGUCUUCUUAAUGAUGAUAGCUUUCCUAGCGUGCUCAAAGAUCGCCAAAGUGAGCAGUUACUGUCUACGAGCAAAAUCUCGACCUUAGCAUAGGGCAGGCUAUAAAAUGUAGUGUCUGAGCCCUCAUCGCGAGGGUUAAAGCCAGUGAUCAUGAAACGAGCACGUGACAGUAGUACACACACACACACACACACACACACACGAAAAGUAUUGGUGUGAGACAGUGAUGUUUAUAUAUCUGUAUGACGCAUCCUGUAGUUAUGGUUAUGUAACGUGUAAGAAAGUCGGGUUGUAUUAUGUAAAUGCGCUUAUCUGGAAAAUUACCUUGCACAAUAAAGUUGAUACAAUAUAA